UCCGACUCCGAAGGGUGCUGGGUUAGGAGACAGAAAAAGAAACAAAGAAGUCAGGCAAUGGUGGCUGCAAUGCCCUGAUUGAUUCAUCGGUCAGGCAUUCCUCCGUCGGGUAGAAGUUUCAGUCCUCCCCUGAGAAUGGUCUUAUCUCAUAAUGCAAGGCCUUCGGGCAGGUCUGCAGUUCGUGAAAUAAACAACAUCUCUAACUCCUAAGAGCUUACUGAAUUUCAAUCCUCUGCUCGAUACCAACGACCUACAAACCGACAUGAGUGGUUUAUUCGGCCUUCUAUUCACCAGGCUGACUCUCCCCGCUCCCUCGGUAAUCCAGGGGAAGACUAUCCUCAUCACCGGUGCGAACACUGGCCUCGGUCGGGAAGCUGCCAGACAUGCGCUCGCCCUGGGCGCCGAUACGGUCAUUUUGGGCGUUCGAACCCUGAGCAAGGGUGAAGAUGCCAAAGCCAACAUCGAAGCAAGCACCGGCUGCACCGACAAGGGAAAGGUUCUUGUAUGGCCGAUCGAUCUCGAAUCAUUUGCUAGCGUCCAAGCCUUCGCAGCUCGAGUCCGCAAACACGUCAUGGAGGGCGGCCGACUGGACAUGGCUGUCAUGAAUGCUGGAAUUGCGUCGGUCGCGUACGCUGUUACCCGCGAUGGGUGGGAGAAAGGAAUCCAGGUCAAUGUUUUAUCGACCGCGCUCCUCAGUCUGCAGCUUUUGCCGCUACUACUGCGAACAAAAGAGCGAGAUCCAUCAGCACAACCGCAUCUGACCAUUCUCACGAGCGAUAUCCACAAGUCAAUCAAAUUUCCCGAGCGCAAUGAGCAGCAUAUUCUUGCCACCUUGAAUGACGAGCAGCAGUGGAAGACAUCCCAGGCUGCAGGCGGAGCUACCGAGCGCUACGGUGUCACUAAGCUCAUGGAUCUCUUCAUCGCCAUCGAAAUAGCUCGACUUGUGCCUCGUGACGAGUCCGGAAACCCCCUUGUGAUUGUCAAUGCCGUGGCGCCGGGAUUCUGCAAAUCGGAUCUCCUGACUAGGGAGAAGGCGCCGUGGAUCCUGAAGCUGAUCCAAGCUUUAAUUGCUAGGACGGUGGAAGAGGGCAGCAAAACAUUGCUGCAUGCAGCAAGCCAGGGAGUGGAGACUCAUGGGAAGUGGUUGGAGAAUCAGGUUAUCACAGACCCUGGCAGUAUUGUCACAAGCCCCGAGGCGGCGGUCGUGAGAAAGAAGGUCUGGGCAGAGAUCAUUGCAGCCUUGCAUGAUGUUGAUCCUGAGGUCCGAACUGAGUACUAAGCACUUAAGCUGGCGUGCUUCAGUUUCCGAUAAUCCAAGAUUGUGAACCCCAUUGUAUUGUCUCCUAUCUCGAUUCAAACCAGCAUUUUUUCGUCUUAUUAACUACAGACCUUCUUCUAAAUCUUUCCAAUGAAUUCGAGUAGACAAUAAUACGAUAACGG
This is a messenger RNA of Aspergillus novofumigatus IBT 16806, 1440 nucleotides long. Its product is annotated as putative short-chain dehydrogenase. The coding region runs from base 263 to 1279 and encodes 338 amino acids. The transcript is spliced from 2 exons. The record is from RefSeq and is a predicted model, not a curated record. NCBI's taxonomy places the organism in Eukaryota, Fungi, Ascomycota, Eurotiomycetes, Eurotiales, Aspergillaceae.